AUGACUUGUUUUACUUGUAGACCUUCUUCAGGCUUGUCUUUGACCUUUGAACAUUCUUCUCCAGGUUGGGAUAGAGCUUCUGGAAAGAUAAGUAUCGCUUUGCAAGAUCCUUUCUUUCCAAGACAGAAUAGAACUCCAGGUACAAUGUCAUUCUCUGCAAUUCGGAUUUCUUUUCUUG
Molecule: messenger RNA, 178 nt
Organism: Dentiscutata erythropus
Lineage: Eukaryota; Fungi; Glomeromycota; Glomeromycetes; Diversisporales; Gigasporaceae
Source: the annotation of a GenBank genome assembly